Messenger RNA from Lobosporangium transversale, 1851 nucleotides. RefSeq lists its product as hypothetical. The record is from RefSeq and is a predicted model, not a curated record. Bases 357 to 1421 code for a protein of 354 amino acids. NCBI's taxonomy places the organism in Eukaryota, Fungi, Mortierellomycota, Mortierellomycetes, Mortierellales, Mortierellaceae. The transcript has a single exon.
GGGACAGGGACAGGGACAGGGACAGGGACAGGGACCGACACCAGGACUGGGGUAGGGAAAAAGACCUUGGAUCAGGACAACAACGGACACCCAGACAGGUUAUUCCAUUACCACCAAAGCCACCCGCGGCGCUGGAUGCCAACAAUCAAUCUCGCAAUGAUCGUAGUCGUUCGCCACCCCACCGAUCACAUUCUCCAAUCUCAGGAGCAGGAUCAGAACGUCGAUGGGAAAACUCGAGGCAGCAUCCAUCUUCACCUUAUAGAGGCAACAGCAGCAGUAACAACCACUCAUCUCAUUCUGGACUGACAACACGAUCCUAUAGUCCCACUCGUCAUAGUCAUACAUCAAGGGCACAUAUGGACCAAGUGUCACAAGGAAAAGAUCACCAAUCUCGUCGACCCCGAGAAAGUGAUUCAGAGGGUCGAUGGGAAAAGACACCACACGAAGACAAACCAUACCCAAAACUGCCUCCAGCGACCGUCAACGCUUCAUCACCCAGAGAUGAUGUAGUUCACUUUAUGCGGCGGGAAGGCCGCACUACAGAGUCGAAUAACCAAGACAGAACACCAUCAGGAACUAUGUAUCAUGAGCGGCUUGAGGCAAAUGAUGCACAUGCAAGGCGGCAUCGUAGUGCUGAAGGACCUGAAAGCUUAGGUGAUCGAUGGGAAAAGAAUGCAGUACGGGAACCGGAUUUGCCGUAUCCUGAACGGUCUCAUCAGUCCCCUGCCAACUAUCAUCAUCAAGGAAGGAAUGAUCGAUGGGGAAAGAACGAAACACAUGGGUUGAGUACUCAACAUGGCCAAGGCGAUCGAUGGGAAAAGAACUCGGCUUUGGAGCUGGAUCGUCCUAAUCAUGAUCGUUCCCAUCCAACUUCAUCACCAUCAAGUAUUAGCAAUAACUCUGGAAAACAUACUGUAAUGAAAACGCGCGGACAAAGCGGCACAUCACCGUCCACAUCCUCCCCAAACCAUGACAAGCACUCGCAGCGUGGCCAGCGUGGUAAAGGUAGGGACAGGGAUCAACACAAGCGAAGAUCAAAGGACCAACCACUGUUGGCCUCGGAUAUGGAGGAGGAUCAAGACAAGGAGGAAGGUUCGGCUGUGCCAUGGUGGGAACAAUCAACCUAUGGCAAGGCCAAGAAGGCAGAGCCUAAAAAGGAGAGCUCUCAAACUUCUACAGAACAAAAGGAAUCGAACGAUGCGAAUAAAACAGGUGCCUCCGAAGGGACCCAGUGGUGGGAGCAGUCGACUUAUAAGGUCAAGCCUAAAGCCAAUGCCACAUCUAAGGAAGCAAGUAAUGCCACAUCCCGUGGUCAGGAUGCUGAGGCAGAUAUUAUGGCAAAGCGAAGAGCACUUGGACAGCAGGUGCCUGUUUCAGGCAUAGAGGCAUUGACGCUCGUGAGCCGUGAUGACUCAGGGUAAAGGAAAGAAAAGAGGGGAAAAAAAGAAAAGAAAUCUAUAGCCAUGGAGCAAAUAGAAAAGAAGUGGUGCCGGUGCCAGUGCCGAUGGCGUUGUUAUACAAUGGAUGUGUCCAAGAAAAAGAGACAGUAAAAGCAUACUUAUGAUGGAGCGCUGGAAGAUUUAUUCAAAGAGAGACUGAGAUAACAUAGAUGGCAAAUUUAUUCAGCUCAAGCAUUAUUCCCCACCUUCUUAAUUAUUCAUUUAAAAAUCUCAUAUUCAUUUACUGAGCUCUGUCAUUUCUAGUUGAUCAUAUACACCCUUCUUUUUUCUCUUUUUUUUUUCUUUUAUGGUACCUAAUAUUCUAUGCUAUAACAUCGUCCUUGAUAGAUCAAGUCAUAGCCUUAAAACCCGUAGUGUACAAGAGCGAGUCUUCUCAGAGAUUAAAGCAAUG